Messenger RNA from Ailuropoda melanoleuca (giant panda), 1081 nucleotides. Its product is annotated as potassium voltage-gated channel subfamily G member 3-like. The record is from RefSeq and is a predicted model, not a curated record. Bases 61 to 729 code for a protein of 222 amino acids. Gene Ontology annotation, cellular component: voltage-gated potassium channel complex; membrane. Gene Ontology annotation, biological process: protein homooligomerization; potassium ion transmembrane transport; action potential. The transcript has a single exon. Gene Ontology annotation, molecular function: protein binding; delayed rectifier potassium channel activity. NCBI's taxonomy places the organism in Eukaryota, Metazoa, Chordata, Mammalia, Carnivora, Ursidae.
GCCCCGCGCGGCGGCCGGGGGGCGGCGGCCUCGGGCCUCGGGGCCUCGGGGCGGCCAGCCAUGACCUUCGGGCGCAGCGGGGCGGCCUCGGUGGUGCUGAACGUGGGCGGCGCCCGGUACUCGCUGUCCCGGGAGCUGCUCAAGGACUUCCCGCUGCGCCGCGUGAGCCGGCUGCACGGCUGCCGCUCGGAGCGCGACGUGCUCGAGGUGUGCGACGACUACGACCGCGAGCGCAACGAGUACUUCUUCGACCGGCACUCGGAGGCCUUCGGCUUCAUCCUGCUCUACGUGCGCGGCCACGGCAAGCUGCGCUUCGCGCCGCGGAUGUGCGAGCUCUCCUUCUACAACGAGAUGAUCUACUGGGGCCUGGAGGGCGCGCACCUGGAGUACUGCUGCCAGCGCCGCCUCGACGACCGCAUGUCCGACACCUACACCUUCUACUCGGCCGACGAGCCGGGCGCGCUGGGCCGCGACGAGGUGCGACCUGGAGGGGCCGAGGCGGCCCCCUCCAGGCGCUGGCUCGAGCGCAUGCGGCGGACCUUCGAGGAGCCUACGUCGUCGCUGGCCGCGCAGAUCCUGGCCAGCGUGUCGGUCGUGUUCGUGAUCGUGUCCAUGGUGGUGCUGUGCGCCAGCACACUGCCUGACUGGCGCGCCGCGGCGGCCGACAACCGCAGCCUGGAUGACCGGAGCAGGUACUCCGCCGGCCCUGGGAGGGAGCCCUCCGGGUAGGACGCACUGCUUCUCUGGCCGUCCCGUCCGUCCUGUCGCGUCUGUCCGUCCCGUCCGUCGGUGCCGUCUCCGUCCUGUUCACCUCCGGGCUGCCAGCCAGACCGGGUUGCGGGCCCAGCGAGGCCAGCCAGGGGACGGGUUGGCCCUCACUCCCCACUCCUAUUUUCCUGGCACCAGGCGGCUGUGGUCCAUACACUAGACUCUCUUCUGGAGGGCGAAUCGCGAGGCAUGGGGAGGGGCAGGUAGAGAUAAACAAGCCUCCCAUCUUUUAGUUUACUUUUGAGCAUAUAGCAACUAGUUAAUUAGAUGUCCCUAAACUUUGUUAGUAUUCAACAGUUUAACCUUGGGCUAA